AAUACCUCAAUAAAACAUUUGACUAAUGACUAACUUCAUUAUAUGGUUUGUUUGAUGAGUGAAAUAAUGCUCCAGUGUCUGAACAGAAAUAACUCCAUGACUGCAGGGUGUCUCUCCUCCUCUCUCUGACAGCCGCCUCUCGCGAGCGCACCGUGCUCUCUGGACAGCGCAACGCCUCGUGCGCCCCCCGCAGUCUCUCCCCGGGACAACACCGGGCUGUGAAAACAUCCUGCCUGCCUCAAAAUCGCAGAUGAGCUGCGGCGGCGGCGGCGGGAGCCAGAGACGACGCCGCCCCCUCCGGCGGGUGACCGACCGACCGAUUGCCCGGUGCUAACCGGUGGUAUGGAUGCGCUGACCCCGAGAGAAGCCGCAUUCCCCAAAUGGCGGAGUGAGUGAGGAUGCGACUCCCCAGUUCCAUAUUUGUGUCGGUGUCUCUGUUCACGGCCGAGACCACGGCAGCGCUCUACCUCAGCUCCACGUACCGCUCAGCUGGAGACCAAAUCUGGCAAGGGCUCACGCUCCUCUUCACGCUCGUACCGUCCGUGCUCGUGCAGCUGACCCUCACCUUCAUCCACCGGGACCUGAGCAGAGACAGACCGCUCAUCCUGCUGCUGCACAUCCUGCAGCUCGGACCCAUCGUCAGGUGUCUGGAGGCGUUCUGUAUCUAUGGCAGUGUGGGCCGAGUGGAGGAGCCGUAUGUCAGCAUCACCAGGAAGAAGCAGAUGCCUCGCGGGGGUCAGUCUGAGGAGGUGGAGCGGCAGGUGGGGCAGGCGGAGGGGAAACUGUUUACUCACCGAGCAGCCUUCGCCCGCACCUCUGUCAUUCAGGCCUUCCUGGGAUCUGCCCCCCAGCUCACCCUGCAGCUUUACAUCUGCGUCCUGCAGCAAGGGGUGUCCAUCGGAAGAGGCACACUGAUGGUGAUCUCCCUCCUGUCCAUCGUGUACGGAGCGCUGCGCUGCAACAUCCUGGCCAUUAAGAUCAAAUACGACGACUAUGAAGUGGACGUCCGGCCCAUGGCUUACCUGUGCAUCUUCCUGUGGAGGAGCUUUGAGAUCGCCACCCGUGUGGUGGUUUUGGUUCUGUUCAGCUCUGUGCUGCAGCUCUGGGUCCUGCCUGUUGUCCUGCUUAACUUCCUGGUUUUCUUCCUCUACCCGUGGAUCCUGUUCUGGCAGAGCCACUCACCAUUCCCCGAGAACAUAGAAAAAACUCUGACCAGGGUGGGAACCACCAUCGUGCUCUGCCUGCUCACCUUCCUCUACGCCGGCAUCAACAUGUUCUGCUGGUCAGCCGUGCAGGUGAAACUAAACGACCCAGACCUCAUCAACAAGUCCCAGAACUGGUAUCGCAUGGCCGUGUACUACAUGUUGCGCUUUGUGGAGAACGCCUCACUGCUCCUGCUCUGGUACAUCCACAAAACUGACUUCUACAACUUCAUCUGCGCCCCACUGCUGGUGCUGCAGCUGCUGGUCGCCUACGCCAUCGCCAUCUUCUUCAUGCUGGUCUUCUAUCAGUUCUGUCAUCCAUGUCGGAGGCUCUUCUCCUCCAGCAUGACCCACAACCUGUGGAACUGCUCCUCCCUGCUCUGUCUCAUGUGCAACUCUGCUUCACCACAGAACAGGCCGAUGGGGAAGUCGCCCAGCCCGACCACACGCAAAGAGCCGGCUGAUGACGGGGCCCACGACUCAGCCAGCGACACCACAGAGGACAUGCCUAAUGAAACAACAUACGACAUGCUCAACGACACAAUCUGUGAAACUCCUAAUGAAAUGGGCAGUAAUAUAUGUGGUGGAAUCAAUGGUGACAUUAACCACAGUGUAUCCUGCAACGCUUAAAGCAUCACGUGCCAUCCAGAGGAGCGACUGUUAUCACACCCUCUGCGACCUUUUAAGUGCCACAUGAGUUUACACUUUGAAUCCUUUCAUAUAUCCAUCUCAACUCUGUUUUCUACCACUCUAUGUUCCUCCUACGUGAAGCAAAUGUGUCCUUAACUGGAGAUGUAUUCUGGCUGCAGAGGUGGUGCUCACCUGAGUCAUCAGCCAACAUCCUGGGCCCAUCAUCCUGCAGGCUUUAAUACAAAUAUAAAAACACGGACAUCACCAUUGCGUCUUUAGUUCUGGAGACUGUGUCCACUAAUAUGCUGCAUUACUGAUCACAAGGCGCCAUGCGUUUGAAUUGAUUGUAUUUAGUAUCUGUUUGGCAUGGAGGUGUGCAUGUGUGGAGCCUCAGAUGACUUCCUGCAGGGGUGAGGGGGGUUUGUUUUGUACAGGGUUUUUUCUGAACCCCCCCAUCUAGUUUUAUGGCUGCAAGCAAUCAGCUUUUUUUACUCCUUGAUAAGAGCUUUAUCAUAAAUACGCGCUGCUUCUGUGAUGUGUUUGUGCUUGGCGAUGAGAUGUGAAUCUCCACACAUUGUUUAAUAAAAAGAGCCCGUUUGAUCACCAAACACGUUACUUGUAAAGCACGGACAUCUCCAAUGUUUUUGCACGUUUACAAAAAAAAAAAAAAGGAUUUAAGUGGCUUUGGUUCAGCUGUUGAGCACUGUAUGAUGUAUUUGCUAAUUUCUAAUUCAUGCUUGUCACGUCUGUCAGCUCUGCGUCUGUGUGUCUCAUUAGUUAGGAUAUUUACACCGCGUGCACACUAAAUUAUAUCUAACUGAAAAACUGGAACUGUAACAAGUAUUUUUGCUUAUUCUCAACUUUUAAUGCGUAACAGUGUGUGUGAGAGAGAAUGUCAGUGUUGUCUGUUUUGCACCUGCUCCUUUUUGCAAUGUAUCUGCAGAGGGAUGAAAACCUCGGGUAUCAAAUGAAUGCUCCUAAUGUUUGUACAAAUGAGAUAAGCCAAAAAAAAAAAUAUGGAAAAUCUAUUGUACACAUCGAACAUUCUCGUACAGAGCAAGAUAAGAGUAAUAGAAGAUAAAAUCCUAAUUAAAAAUCAAAAUAAAUUUAUAUUUAUAUGUGAAAAUUGUCAGUGCUGUUUUGUUUUUAGCUGAGAAGCUGUUGCCAUAUACAGUCUUGUGCUGACAUCUAGUGGACAAACACCCAAACUGCAACGUCAGUAACAUUUGUCUCCUUUGUGUCAAGUCUGCUAUCAUCACACUGUUAUUACAGUUUUGUAAUUUUAAUUAGUGUGUAUUUUUAUUUCGUUUUAUUUUUCAUUUAGUUUCCAGAGUGGAUUUGCCUUUUUGGUUUUUAGUUUUUAUUGUUAAAAAGUGUUUAGUUUUUUUAAUUUUUAUUAGUUUAAGUAUGAUUUUUUUUUUUCUAAUAUGGGGAUAUUUGUGGCACAUACAAGCAGCCAAAAUGAGUUUCCUCCGUGGGGUGGCUGGGCUCAGCCUUAGAAAUAGGGUAAGCUCGGAGUAGAGCCGCUGCUCCUUCACGCCGAAAGGGGUCAGUUGAGGUGGUUCGGACAUCUGAUCAGUAUGCCUCCCGGGUGCCUCCCAUUGGAGGUCUUCCAGGCAUGUCCCACUGGUAGGAGGCCCCGGGGCAGACCCAGAAUACUCUGGAGGGAUUAUAUAUCUCAUCUGGCCUGGGAACACCUUGAAGUUCCCCGGGAGGAGCUGGAAAGUGUUGCUGGGGAGAGGGAUGUCUGCCCCUGCGACCCGUCCCGGAUAAGUGGAUGAAAAUGGAUGGAUGGAUGGAGGGAUGGAUGGAUAUUUGUCAGGGGCAAGAUUUAAGAAGUUCAGUGAAGGUGUUACAAUACCAACGCAACACCUGAAGGCAGCUGACUCACAUUCAUGUAGACAUCCCAGUCUCAAUAAACAAGCACCAACGCCUCCUCGUGCUUGAUGUGUUGACAAAUUUGACCAAAUUGACUAAACCUCGAGAUAUUUCCUGUAUAUGAAUAUUUUUUUUAUUGUAGUUUUAAAGUCCACAACAUUGUUUCACUUAAUUUCCUUUUUUUCUGUUUAUUUUCUUUAAUUUCAGUUAAUUAAAAUGUUUUUUUACACCUA
Messenger RNA from Epinephelus moara (kelp grouper), 3943 nucleotides. It is a transcript of the gene xk, whose product is annotated as X-linked Kx blood group (McLeod syndrome). Gene Ontology annotation, cellular component: membrane. The transcript is spliced from 3 exons. Lineage: Eukaryota; Metazoa; Chordata; Actinopteri; Perciformes; Serranidae. Bases 399 to 1832 code for a protein of 477 amino acids. The record is from RefSeq and is a predicted model, not a curated record.